Molecule: messenger RNA, 3420 nt
Organism: Rubroshorea leprosula
Lineage: Eukaryota; Viridiplantae; Streptophyta; Magnoliopsida; Malvales; Dipterocarpaceae
Source: the annotation of a GenBank genome assembly
GAGUGCCCACCAAAAAAAUUUCCACUUUCUUGUUUGCAGAAAGUCUUGCUCUUCACUCAACAUUUCUAAGGGGAGGAGGAAGGAAAUCCAUUGAUCAAAUUCCUGGGUAUACUGUCUCCGAUCGGAGAUAAUGACGCUGAAAGCUUCUCCGAUUUCAGAACCUUGCCAGAGUUUAAUCGAUAGGAUCUACAGCUCAAUUUCCGAUGGCAUACAUUUUGGGUCGCCGGUUUCCUCCUUGAAGACAAGUGAAUUGGAUUUGGUAUGUGGGGUUCUUCGAAUGCUGCAAGGUUUUUCUUGUUCUCUGCUAUACUGGGACGAGAAUGCUCAGAGAUUUUGUGUGAAAAAUGGAAUUUACGUGACCCAUUUGUCUCAUUCAAGUCUUCAUGAGCUUCUCAGUCAAUUCUUAUACACUGCAACAUGUUUGAAGCUUGUAGAAAUUCUAGUCACUAAAGUGGAGAAUCAUUUUCGAUCUCCUCCUCCUACAUUGAGGGCGUUUGCAUCCUCCAUUUCUGCCUGGCUUAAGAGGUUGCAUGGAAUUGCUUUAAAGGAAGAAACAAAGAUACAUGAUUCCAACAAUGGAGCCACACCAACCCUAUUGGGUUUAGCAAGUUCUUUGUCAAGCCUUUGCUCAGGUGCUGAAUAUCUGUUGCAAAUAGUGAAUGGAGCCAUCCCCAAUGAAUGCUUUAAGACUAAGUCAUGUAUUCCAGCUGCUGACUUAGCUGUGCAUAUCCUGGAUUAUCUUUACACAAAGCUUGAUGAAGCAUGUCUUGUGCAAGGUGGUGAGGAGGAAGCUUAUAAGAUGUUGGUUCAUAUAUUUGUUGGAAGCUUAUUGCCAUAUAUUGAAGGCCUUGAUUCUUGGCUUUUUGAAGGUACUCUUGAUGAUCCAUUUGAGGAGUUGUUUUUCUAUGCCAACAAGGCAAUUUCUGUUGAUGAUGCUGAGUUUUGGGAAAAGAGCUAUCUAUUGAAGUUGGCACAAUACCAGAAGUUGAAAGUUGAGCUUGCUGCUGCAACUGAUGCUCACCUACAUGUAUCCAUGACAAAAGACAAGAAGGAAACAUCUGAAAGGGAGUUUAUUUCUACAUCUAUUCCCAUGAAAGGAAAAGAGCAAAAAAAUAGAGAUCUUUUAGCAUGUCCUUUAUUUAUUAAGGACAUAGCUAAAUCAAUUGUCUCUGCAGGAAAAUCAUUGCAGCUGAUCCGCCAUGUUCCUAUGACAUUAUCUGUAGCUUCUGGAAGAAAUAAUGAUAAUGGAAGUGAUGGUUUUGGAAGUCCUAAUACUGGGAGGGAUUCAAGCAAGAUUAAUCAGAGGCAGAGCAUGGGAAGGUUAACAUUAUCAGAAAUUUUCCUUGUGUCAUUAGCUGGUCUUCUUGGUCAUGGUGAUCACAUUUAUAGAUACUUUUGUCAAGAUGACCAGUGUAAACCAGAAAUUAUUUCCUCAUUGUCCUGCAUUGAAGAACAGAUGGCAGAGAAAGAGACUGUUGACACUUUGCCAAUUCCACCAUACUCAGAGACAAUAUGGUAUAAGUUCUUGGUUGAGACAUUGUCAAAGAAAAAGGUUCUAGAUUUACAACCUGGGCAUAGCCAUUCAUGUGAUUUUCCUGACACAAAAGAAGCAGAUGCUGUUAGAGGCCUAGAAAAUGCAUUUCUACUCCGGAGAUCAUUUUGUCCAGAAAACCCAGUUAUUACGGUGUGUCAAACAUUCCUUGAUAAGAACAGCAAUGCUUGGAAAGAGCUUUGCUUGUCUAGAAAGUUGUAUCUACCCCCUUUAAAUGAUGAACCCUUAAGAAAAGCAGUGUUUGGCAACCAAGGUGAGCUAGUUAAAGGGAUCAAGGGAACAAACUAUACUUUUGGUUUCCAGUUUGGGGAAUCAGAAUAUCUUCGUGCUCAGGAUGAAAUGAGGUUGUUGGAAGUCUUGUUUCCUUUGCCCACUCUUCUACCCCCUUUUCAGGAUGAGCUCCAGAUGUCAGAAGUCUUGCCUUUCCAGAAUAACAGCACCCUGUCAUCAAGAGUAAUCAGCUGGAUUCAAAGUGUUGAACCCAGAACUACCCCACUCCCCAUGGUUAUCAUGCAGGAAUGCCUCACUGUCUACAUCAAGAAGCAGGUCGAUUACAUUGGCAGUCUUGUCCUGUCAAAACUAAUGAAUGACUGGAGAUUGAUGGAUGAGCUUGCAUUGUUGCGAGCCAUAUACUUGUUAGGUUCAGGUGAUUUGUUGCAGCACUUUUUGACUGUGAUUUUUGACAAGCUGGAUAGGGGGGAAACCUGGGAUGAUGAUUUUGAGUUAAACAUAAUAUUACAGGAAUCCAUUAGAAACUCGGCAGAUAGCAUGUUAGUUAGUAGUCCGGAUUCUUUGGUGGUAUCCAUAACCAGUAAUUCUGGUUUUGAUGGUCAUGACCAAACUAGUACAGUUGCUCUUGCUUCCACUCCCCACAAAGGUCAUUCACAUAGCUUUGGGAUUGAUUGCCUUGAUUCUCUGAAAUUCUCAUACAAGGUCUCUUGGCCGCUUGAACUUAUUGCUAAUACAGAGGCAAUUAAGAAGUAUAACCAGGUCAUGGGUUUUCUGUUGAAGGUGAAGCGUGCAAAAUUUGUGCUUGAUAAAGCUCGAAGAUGGAUGUGGAAGGAUAAGGGCACUGCAAGAAGCAAUCACAAGCGCCACUGGUUGGUUGAGCAGAAACUCCUCCAUUUUGUGGAUGCUUUUCACCAAUAUGUAAUGGACAGGGUGUAUCAUAGUGCAUGGCGUGAACUCUGUGAAGGAAUGGCAGCAGCUGGAUCUUUGGAUGAAGUCAUAGAAGUACAUGAGGCAUACUUAUUAUCAAUACAAAGACAAUGUUUUGUGGUCCCUGAUAAACUGUGGGCUCUGAUUGCAAACCGAGUCAACAGCAUCCUUGGACUAGCUUUGGACUUCUAUUACAUACAGCAGACUUUGAGCAGUGGUGCAGCUGUUUCUGCAAUCAAGACCAGAUGUGAAAUGGAAGUGGAUCGGAUUGAGAAGCAGUUUGAUGAUUGCAUUGCUUUCCUCCUUAGAGUCUUGUCUUUUAAGCUCAACGUGGGGCAUUUUCCUCAUUUGGCUGAUUUGGUUACAAGAAUUAAUUACAACUUCUUCUACAUGUCUGACAGUGGAAACUUGACGACUACCCCUAGCUCUGAAGCAGCUACUUCAAGGAAGGCCUUUGCUGGUUGAGCAGACUUCUUUUAGUUGCCUGGUAUUAUCAGCAAUGGCCCCUACCUGUAGAUAUUAGGAUAUGCCUACUCCUUUCUAUAUUAUCUGAGACUCUUGUUUCUGCAUAUUCUCUUCAAAAAACUAAUUUCAGAACUAUUUUACUUCUGUACUAGUGUGGCAUGUCUGCUUGUAGAAUUUUGAAACUUGUUUCAGGGCAUCCAUUUUGAUAGAUUGAUUCAUAUUCAAUGGAAAGUGCAACAUGCUUG